CGGCGAUUAAGGUGCACGCUUUUCUAAUUAGAUUUACACUUAAGUGUCAGAAUUCAGAACUUUAGUGAAUAUAAUUCCCAAAACCUAAUAGUACCAGUGCUAAUUUACAUUACCUGUGAUGUUUUCAGACAUUAAUUGUUCGUUAAAGACACGCGUUAAUGUGAACUGCGAGGUAUUGUCAGACACAAUUAUCAGCACGUUCGGAAAUACGUUCUUGUUACAAAGUCGUGUAUUAACAAUGUUGCACGUUGCUUAUCACUGCCUUAACUGCUUUGUUGCAGCGAACCGUUACAGCUGUUAGCUGUUGCUGAUGAAUUGCAUAAUACGAGUAGCUUGAUCCUCUGCUCUUGGAGUCGGGCCAAUGAUCUAAUGGUUUUUGAAGAAGAUCAUCGAUGCUGGUUUGACGCACAAUAGCAGGAUUAACGCAGGGUCGAAUUCGUCAUUAAAUGUUGGAUAUUAUGAGUUUCAACAAUUAAAUGUUUUCCAGAAUACAUAAAUCUCCGUCUUGCUAAUCGUUAAUUCUAAUGAUCUAUCAAUUGCACGUUUUGCAAUGAUAAUGUAUUCACGCCAGUUACGUUGCAUUUGCCUAUUGUUGAGUGCUUUUUGUUUCGUACCUGUCCUGCUUGGUCAUAAACUACCCUUGACGUGUGGAAGAAUCGCGACACAAACCAUUCCCCUGAUACGGAAAGGAAUCAGUGCAGUGGAUGGACAAUGGCCCUGGCAUGCAGCCAUCUUUCAUCGAAAGAACAACACGAUGGAGUAUGCUUGCGGUGGAUCCAUCAUCGAUCAAUCGAUCAUUCUUACGGCGGCUCAUUGUGUUACGUCCAUGCACGGUGUCUUACAUAAAAGUAAGCUGACGGUACAUGUAGGUCGCAUUCACCUCCAAGAAGUGUCUGAACACACGCAGGAACAUUUGGUUGGGGAUGUGAUACUACACCCUCACUACUCGAUGGGCAGUAUUGCUAACGAUAUUGCACUGAUCAAGCUAGCGAUCAAUAUAACGAUGUCGAAGCACGUACAACCCGUCUGCCUGUGGACAAUGAGUGACUCGGAGGAACCGAUCGUCAAUAGAAACGGUACGAUCGUUGGAUUUGGCUUCGCAGAGCAGGAUAAAGUAUCGGACACUCUGAGAACAGCAUCGAUCAGAGUCGUUGAUACUGUGACGUGUCUUGCAAGUGACCGGAGCUUGUUUGGCACUCAUCUAACCCCAGAGAUGUUCUGCGGCAUUGGUGGACCAGGAGUGAGUGCGUGCAAUGGCGAUAGUGGUGGCGGGAUGGUGUUCGAGAUCGGUGGCAGAUGGUUUGUGCGUGGUAUUGUAUCUUUCACUCGAUCACGUGCAAGUGACAACGUUUGCGAUGGUAAAAGUCACACUGCCUAUACCGAUGUGGCGAAGUAUAUCGCAUGGAUUACGAAUGUGCUUCCACGGAUGCUACAUUACCCCAUCAAUCUGCAUAUAAUCGAUUACGAGGAAAAGCUUCGGCUGUUUAACUUCACUACAUGUGGCAUCAUACCAGAUCUGGAGUAUUUACCUUGGCAUGGCUUCAUCGGGAUUACUACCGAGGGUGUGUUCAUUGCCAGAUGUAUCGUCACACUCAUAGCCGAAUGGUACGUUGUUUGUCCGGCACAUUGCUUUGCAUCUGAUGAUCCAAGAGUAUUGGAGAUACAUGUCGGCCGUAACUACUCGGUCCAAACAUCCCAACAAGUCCUGCACAUUGAAAGUGUCACUAUCCAUCCGCAUUACUACAACAAUAAUUUUGUAGACAAUAUAGCUCUGAUUCAGCUAAGUACACCUGCAAACACGUCCCAUUGGAGUAUAACGCCAAUCUGUGUAGCCGUUACACCAGAUCUUCAAUGUAAUCAUUCUUUGAACCUUACCGUGUCCACUAGCAAAGAACCUCAGCAAUCAGUGAAAAGCGUGGAUGUGAGCGUUUUAAGUGAUUCUAUAUGCAUAGAAAAAUAUGGCAGAUUUGGUAUAAAUCCUACUCUCGCCAACAAACGGUUCUGCGCUCAAACCCACCAACCGUGUAACUUCUCAUUUAUCGCAGAAAAAUAUACUCCCCACAUUUCGGGUGCUAUUCUACAGCAAACCCGAACAUUUGCCGGUGAAACGCACUCCCAACACUUUCUAAUUGGAUUUGAUCUAAUGGGUAGACAUUGUGAUCUAAAUAUGCCACCUAUUUACCUUAAUGCUAGUGCAUAUAUGGAUUGGAUUCUGUACAAUAUGAAACUUCCUGUUCAGAAUGUCACGCACAUAGACAUGGAGACCGAUUGGUCUAAACUGCUGCAGGGACCGGACUCGGAGAAACUGCGUCUGUUCAACAUGACUACCUGUGGGAUCCAAGCAUAUAAUUAUACAAUGACGUCGUAUCCCUGGACUGGUAGGAUAGCAAUUUAUGAUAAAUCUACAUGUAGAGUAAUUGGCUUUGUUGUGCUAAUUAGUGAAUGGUAUGCCUUGGCUUCGGCAAGUAUAAUGACAAACUUAACAUUUAUGCGUUUUAUAAUUCUAGGAGGAGGAAAAUUGAGUUCAAAAUGUAAUGUAACCACCUAUAGCCUAGAGAAUCAAGUUAUAGAAAUCAAAACUGUCUAUUUUUCUCCGGAUUUCAACAGAAACACAGGUCAAAAUGGCAUAGCCUUGAUAGAAUUCUGGCAACCAGCCGACAUAUCUAACCCAUACAUCAGACCUAUCUGUCUACCCUUCGCUGAAAGCAUGCAAAACAUCAAACUUAACCAAUUUGUUGCACUAGCAAGUGAUAGUUUAAGCAAACAGUUUUCGAAUGUGAGAAGAACUAAUUUUACCUUGAUCAAUAUGGCAACCUGCCGGCAACGGUGUGAACAGGAAGGCAUUCUGUUGAAUCCAGCAGAUGUUACGCUAUGCGCAAUCCAUAGAAAUGCUGAAGACAAAAAGUGGAACAAAAUAUCAACGGGUAGUUCUUUGCAAGCGAGGUUGGAUUUUGCCGGACAAAAGCGCUUCUUUUUACGUGGAUUGCACUUUCGCCGCAAAGGGCAGUACGAAAAGAACGACCAUUUGGGUAAUCCGGUAUAUUUGUUUGAGGACAUCUAUCGCUACCUUGGAUGGAUUCUGAGCAUUGUGAGCAUUAGGAAAGAAAAUGAUACCUUCCUGGAGCCGGUCAACACUUUGGCACUGAGGUCUGAGAUAGUGAUAUCUCCUCCAGUGAAGCAGUAUAAAAAACGAAGGAUGUUCAAUUUCAGCACCUGUGGGAUAACAGAAAACGUGUCAAAUAGGAUACAUCCAUGGUUAGGAAAAUUACGUUCCAAUGCUCCAUCUUUCGAUGUCAUUGAGUGUACAGUAAUUUUAAUCAGUGAAUGGUAUGUCAUAGGCACGGCACGAUCGGUCUCUAACGACACAGAAAAGAUGAUAGAAUUGGGAUUCAACACGCUCUCUGAAGAUGUCCAGAAAAUCGCGAUUGGGCAGAUCACGGUUCAUCACCUUUACGAAGCACACACACAGAUGCACGAUAUGGCACUGAUCCGGUUGGCAAGAUCCGCGAUAAUAACCGAACUGAGCGUGGUACCCAUUUGCCUGCCCAUCCUGGAAGACGUUCGCAGCUAUACCAAGGACAAUUUGGCAACGUUCCGACUAGUUCCAGAUUAUGAAACUGACAAAUUAGAUGAGGUUUUCAGCUGCCUCGAAGGCUUCUCAUUGCUAAGAAUGAACCUUUCCGAUACCUUUAGAUUUGUUACGUACUGUUGCAUGUGGCGAAACUUAACUCCCUGCACUGAUAAUCUUUAUUGUCUUACGAAAUGUGGUCUACCAUUGUACACUGUUCAAACGUUCGCCGGUAAGGAGCGAUACUUUUUGCGCGGUAUGGCAUGGCACAAUCAUGAGCAUUUUGAUUACGACCAAAUCACUAUUUAUGCAAGUACUGAUGAAUAUUUAACUUGGAUAGUCGAGAAUAUGAAUGAGACUUUGCGUACUCCCGUGCUGCCUUCUGACUUGAAUGAGCGAUUAGUCUUUAGUUAAUGUCAGUAGAACGCCAGUAGAAAACUGCGAGAUAGAAAGAAGAUGAAAUGGUACAGAAGACAAAAUAAAACGAUAAAAUUCUUCUUAUUACACUGACCAUUUUGCUACGGCUUGUGAAGCAUUUAUUAUACAGAUAUAAAAUCAAGAUGCAAACGAGACUGUACGAGUUGACGACUGUACUAUGAGAUUGCCCCAAAACCACUGAUUAGUUCAUACAAAAAAGACACAGGACAUUCUCUUAUGCUGCAGCGUUUCCAAUCCAAACAAUAAAUAUCUCGUCCGGUAGGAUGGACAAUCUAAACGGAUAAACCAGGGCAGACGAUAGUACACAAUUUUCGUAACUUUUCUAUGUAUAUCCUCAAUGCUGUUAAUUCUAUUCUGUUGUAGUGGACACUAGAUAAUACACAAAAAUUCAAGUAAAGGAUAAACAAUUUAACAGUACAACGAUUCAAGACAAAACAAAUCGAUGAAUGAUUUGAAUACACGUAUUCCGAAACCUA
Molecule: messenger RNA, 4482 nt
Organism: Anopheles coluzzii
Lineage: Eukaryota; Metazoa; Arthropoda; Insecta; Diptera; Culicidae
Exons: 5
Coding region: 551-3982 (1143 amino acids)
Biological process (GO): proteolysis
Molecular function (GO): serine-type endopeptidase activity
Source: RefSeq, a predicted model, not a curated record